This is a messenger RNA of Syzygium oleosum, 2887 nucleotides long. Its product is annotated as pentatricopeptide repeat-containing protein At1g03540. The record is from RefSeq and is a predicted model, not a curated record. Gene Ontology annotation, biological process: RNA modification. Gene Ontology annotation, molecular function: protein binding; RNA binding. The coding region runs from base 261 to 2072 and encodes 603 amino acids. The transcript is spliced from 2 exons. Gene Ontology annotation, cellular component: intracellular membrane-bounded organelle. NCBI's taxonomy places the organism in Eukaryota, Viridiplantae, Streptophyta, Magnoliopsida, Myrtales, Myrtaceae.
GGUCCGGAUCUCCCGCCGGGAGCAGUACAUCCACCUUCCCGUUGCAAGCGGGACUGCGUCCAGAGCAGAGGAAAGCGCGAACACUGCUUCGAAACGUGGUCGAACGAUGUUUCUCGGUCAUUCACGAGCUCUUGAUUCGAUUCGGGCGACGUUGUCUUUCGAAUCGAACGAUGUUUCUUGACUGCUGACGUCCGGAUUGAGGCGAACCAGCUUCUGGGUCGAGAAGAUAUUGGUCUCUUGGUUCGUCUCCUUAACGUUUCAUGAAGCUCUUCUUGAAGCGCCAUUGCAGCUCUCUGCCCUCUCUCGCCGCCCUCGACAUACCCAGGAGUUUCUCGUCCGACAACGCUGCCGAAAUCGUCCGCCUCUGCAGAGCGAGGGCGCUUGCCGACGCCGUCCGGCUCCUGAACUCCACGGAUCCUUCCGGCGUAAGCAACAAGCCCGGCCUCUACGGUUCCCUCCUGCAGACGUGCGCCGCGGCCGGCUCGCUCGACCCGGGCCUCCAAGUCCAUGCUCGCGUGAUCAAGUCCGGCCUCGACGCCGAUGGGUUCGUCGGGAACAGCUUGAUUACUCUGUAUUUCAAGUCGAGUUCCGACAUUUCGGAGACCCGGAGAGUUUUCGACGGCUUGUUCGCUAAGGACGUGAUUUCUUGGACGUCGAUGAUAUCGUGGUACGCGAAGGUGGGGCAAUGCGAGGACUCGCUGGAGCUGUUCUGGGAAAUGCCGGGGAGUGGGAUUGAGCCGAAUUGUUUUACUUUAUCCGCGGUCAUCAAGGCGUGCUCGGAGCUUGGUAGAGUGAGGUUAGGUUGGUGCUUUCAUGGGGUCGUUUUUAGGUAUGGGUUCGGCUCGAAUCGCGUUAUUACUAGUGCUCUGAUAGACAUGUAUGGAAGGAACUGUUGUUUGAAUGAAGCACGCAGGGUGUUUGAUGAGUUGCUUGAACCAGAUGCUAUUUGCUGGACUUCCGUUAUCUCGGCGUAUACGAGGAAUGAUUUGUAUGAGGAAGCAUUGGAGUGCUUCUAUUACAUGCAAAGGAACCAUUUGAAGCCAGACAAUUUCACAUUUGGAAGUGUAUUGACUGCUUGUGGCAAUUUAGGGUGGUUGAAACAGGGCAAACAAGUACACUCCAAAGUGAUCACCUUUGGUCUUUGUGGACAUGUUGUCGUCGAGAGCAGCCUCGUGGACAUGUAUGGAAAGUGUGGGUUGCUUGAUGAAGCUCAACGUGCUUUCGAUAGGAUGAUCAACAAGAAUUCGGUUUCCAUGUCUGCAUUGCUUGGAGGGUACUGUCAAAGUGGAAAGUUCGAGACCGUAAUUCAGCUUUUCCGUGAGAUGGGUAAUGCUGAUCUCUAUGAUUUUGGGACAAUAAUUCGUGCUUGUGCAGGUUUGGCAGCUGUGAGGCCAGGAAAAGAGGUCCACUGCCAGUAUGUGAGGAGAGUUGGUUGGAGAGAUGUUAUCAUAGAAUCAGCUUUGGUUGAUUUAUACGCAAAAUGUGGUUGUAUAGAUUUUUCCUAUAGAAUAUUUGUGAGGAUGCGUGUCAGAAACUUAAUAACAUGGAACUCAAUGAUCUGUGGCUUUGCUCAGAAUGGAAGAGGUGGAGAAGCUCUUGAAAUAUUCGACGGAAUGGCUGAGUCAGGGGUCAGACCUGAUUAUAUCAGCUUUGUUGGGGUUCUCUUUGCCUGUAGCCAAACAGGUUUGGUCGAUCAAGGGCGACAAUAUUUUACUUUGAUGACUGAAGAGUAUGGGAUCAAAGCAGGAACAGAGCAUUACAAUUGCAUGGUAGAUCUUCUUGGCCGUGCAGGUCUCCUGGAGGAGGCUGAAAAAUUAGUAGAGAAUGCCGAAUACAGAGAUGAUCCAUCUCUUUGGGAAGUUCUUCUCAGUGCAUGCACCACCAAUACAAACUCUGCUUCUGCAGAGCGCGUCGCAAAGAAAAUUUUGGAACUGAAACCCGAUCACCACUUGAGUUAUGUUGUUCUGGCAAAUGUUUACAGAUCUGUUGGAAGGUGGAGUGAUGCUUUGCAGAUUAGAAGCCUAAUGGAUGAUAGGAAGGUCAAGAAGAUGCCGGCUAUGAGCUGGACAUAGAAUUUAAACCUGCAGUUUAUUGGAUGAAUUGUUUACACAUUCACAUUAAGGUGGUAGCAAAUCGCCGAAUCCAUUUGGCAGCAGAGCAGCACACAAUAAGCCUUAAGGCCAAUCAACAGUUGUUGACACCGUCAUCUAUCUGCCGGCACCAUCUGCACUGGGAGCCUGGGACAAUGAUCACCACAGGUGUUGCCACCGUCAUCGAUCUGCCAGCACCAUCCUCACCAGACCACAGACUGCUGGAUUUGGCUGUCUCCAGAAUCAGACUGAUUACCAACUAAGCUUUUUGAUGACUCUGUUAGGAAAAAUCCCUACGGUGUUUUGAGAAUGACAAAACAUUUUAAGUAUACUGCCAUGUGUAACCGAGUGUGCAGAAGAUGUUGCCUUCACAUACAUGGAUUUAUAUGCAGAUGAUGUUAGUAACAGGACGGGCGUCCAAAGUGGCUCUACAGAAGGUGAACAAUGAAUUGGACGUGGAAUAUGUUAAUGACUGGACAGACUUUUGAAAUGAUGAACUAGUUAUUGGACAUGAGAUAUGUCAAUGUCUAGGACUUUGCAAUGCGAAUAAAAUAGAGGACAUGUGAUUGUCAAAAAGUUUGGAUGGAACAACAGAAGUUGAACUGACUAGAGGACAUGGAGACGUCGGUGGGCUUGGGUGGACCUUGCAGAUGGUGAACAAGCUAAAAGACAUGUGAUUGUUGAAGAGUUUGGAUAAACCAAGUAGAAGGCGAACAGUCCACAGAACAUAAGUGAAUAUGCUUGGUGGCACCUAAAUGUAAAAGGAGAACAAGAUUGGUUAUGCAAAAUCUUGGAUA